CAAAAUCCCCCCUCGCUCCUUCACUUUCAACUCACACACUCUCUCUCCCAUUGCUUUUGCUUCUUUUUCAAAAAAAUCAAACCAGAACUUGCCAAAUUAAAUUUGUGAUCAAACUCUAUACAUGAUGGAGUAUUUUAUGGGGGAUUAUGCUGAAUUUUCGUCAGUGGAUAAUAUUAAUGGUAAUAGUAAUGGUAAUGGCGCCCAUUUCACGGUGGAUGAUUUGUUGGAUUUUUCCAAGGAGGACGUGGCGAUGACGGACGCUUUUUUUGAUAGCUUGGCAGCAAAUUCCGGCGAUUCCUCGGCUGUCACCGUCGUCGACAGCUGUAAUUCGUCGGUUUCUGGCGGUGGAGAUGGCCAAUUUAAUGGAAAAGUUAGCUGCCGUAGCUUCACCGACUCUCAAUUUUCCGGCAAUGAACUCUGUGUUCCGUACGAUGAUCUAGCAGAGCUGGAAUGGCUUUCAAAUUUUGUGGAGGAAUCAUUCUCAAGCGACGACGUCCACAAGCUCCACUUCAUUCCGACACACACGGCCACCGCCGUGGAGCCCACCGUUACUUCCUCCUCCGCCACCACAAUUUCAGUCUCUCCGAUCAACCAUUCACCACCGCCGCCAAUUUUCCCCUCGGAUGUCUCCGUCCCAGGCAAAGCCCGCAGCAAGCGCUCUCGCGCCGCCCCCUGUGACUGGUCCUCCCGCCUCCUCCUCCUCUCUGCCCCACCUUCCUCCACCUCCUAUACUCACUACAAUAAUAUCACUGCAAACACAGACCCCAACCCCAAGGCCAUGAAAACGACACCGACUAAGAGAAGGGAGCCAACUGAAACCCCAGGCCGGAAAUGUCUGCAUUGCGCCUCAGAGAAAACUCCACAGUGGAGAACCGGCCCAUUGGGCCCAAAAACUUUAUGCAAUGCUUGUGGGGUCCGAUACAAGUCGGGUCGGCUCGUACCCGAAUACCGACCAGCCGCUAGCCCGACUUUUGUGUCCACCAAGCACUCGAAUUCCCACCGGAAAGUUGUGGAGCUCCGGCGGCAAAAGGAGCUGCAGAUGCACCAGCAGCAGCUGCUUAGUCAAACAUCAAUUUUCAACAUAUCCAACGGCUGCGAUGAUUUCCUUAUUCAUCAUCACAAUGGUGCCAAUGAUCCUGAUUUCAAGAACGUGAUCUAGUUUAGCGGAUACUAAUUUUAGCGUUUUAAAGUAACCAGUGACAACCUCAUUUUUCUAAUUCACUACUACAGUUUAGAGAUUUGAAUUUUGGAGAAAAGAGGGAUUUCAUAGAGAACUUACUCCAAAUGGAGGGAGAAAACAGUCAAUUCAAUUGUAGAAGUUGGAUGUUUUAUGUGAAUUUCUACUUUAAUUCAGUAGAUUUUACUUUUGUUGAAUUA
Molecule: messenger RNA, 1377 nt
Organism: Olea europaea var. sylvestris
Lineage: Eukaryota; Viridiplantae; Streptophyta; Magnoliopsida; Lamiales; Oleaceae
Product: GATA transcription factor 9-like
Exons: 2
Coding region: 122-1159 (345 amino acids)
Biological process (GO): positive regulation of DNA-templated transcription
Cellular component (GO): nucleus
Molecular function (GO): zinc ion binding; sequence-specific DNA binding
Source: RefSeq, a predicted model, not a curated record